AUGACUAAACUUGCACAAGAGUUCUCUGACGCAAACAACCUCUCUCACACAAUCCAUGGUCGUCAGUCUAGCCCUCAAGCUCCUUUGCACGGCUGGAGGCCUCCACCAGCAGGUAUUUACAAAAUAAAUUUAGAUGGGGCAGUCAAAUCUGGAGACUCCGUCCGAGGGGUUGGGGUGGUCGUCAGAAACGCGAAUGGGGAGUUCAUGGCGGCAUGUGUUAGGCGAAUUCAAGCCAGUUAUGGGGCUAGGCAAACGGAGCUUAUGGCUACAAUAGAGGGUCUGCGUUUUGCUAUUGAUAUGGACUUUACUGCUGCUAUUCUAGAAAUGGACGCACAAGAUUGCAUUAAUAGUAUUCUUUCAACAGUGGAGUGCAAUGGAAUAGAUGGUCUUUUGAUUGAGGAGGUGAACUAUCUACUUCAUAAUUUUAGAGCAGUCGUAUGUCAAUGGACUCCAAGAUGCGGUAAUAAAGUGGCACACACUUUAGCUCAGUUUGCAUUUCAUUGCAACGAAUUUGUUACCUGGAUUGAGGAAGCACCAAGAUGGUUGCUCCCUGUGCUUGAAGCUGAUGUACUCUCUUUGGAGUAUUGA
Prunus persica (peach) is the source of this 588-nucleotide messenger RNA. RefSeq lists its product as uncharacterized. Bases 1 to 588 code for a protein of 195 amino acids. NCBI's taxonomy places the organism in Eukaryota, Viridiplantae, Streptophyta, Magnoliopsida, Rosales, Rosaceae. Gene Ontology annotation, molecular function: RNA-DNA hybrid ribonuclease activity; nucleic acid binding. The record is from RefSeq and is a predicted model, not a curated record. The transcript has a single exon.